Mirounga angustirostris (Northern elephant seal) is the source of this 6700-nucleotide messenger RNA. RefSeq names its product membrane associated ring-CH-type finger 8 (gene MARCHF8). The transcript has 7 exons. Gene Ontology annotation, cellular component: cytoplasm; lysosome; early endosome membrane. Lineage: Eukaryota; Metazoa; Chordata; Mammalia; Carnivora; Phocidae. Gene Ontology annotation, molecular function: zinc ion binding; MHC protein binding; ubiquitin protein ligase activity. The coding region runs from base 1705 to 3324 and encodes 539 amino acids. Gene Ontology annotation, biological process: antigen processing and presentation of peptide antigen via MHC class II; immune response; protein polyubiquitination. The record is from RefSeq and is a predicted model, not a curated record.
AGAAAGAGAACAACCUGGGCCAGACUCUUUCUGCUGGAGAUGAACUCUCUCAAGGAUUGAGGGAAUUAAUGGGGAGGAAAAGAAUAUAUCCCUGGGAGAGAAGCUCAGAGUUAUGGUUGCUUGUAGCUCUAGUCCCAGCUAAGCUGGUUCCCUUCUCCCUUUUUCACACUCUGUGAACACCAGUUAGAACAUAGCUGGUGGGGGAGGGGCUCCCCUAGACUACACACUAAUACACGCAGAGGCACUCUGCAGAACGUCCCAGUGAAGCCUGAGCCAACAAGAAGACAUUGCGAGCCCUCUGCACACAUGGCAGGAAGGGGGGAAAGGCACAGUACAUGCCGAAGAAGGAUGCAGAGUCUAUUCUGGAAGAAAUCCUCAUUUCCCUUCAGAAUGAAGAGAAUUCCUGAGUAGGAUAUUAAGGAGUAAGCUGUUAAGGACCUGGGUUGGAUAAAACACAGGCUCAGAAAUGAUGUAAUAAAAUAACAGAAUGAAAAAAUAAAAUAAAAUGACAGAAUGAGGUGAAAGGGAAGAAUACGGAGCCAAGGAGCCACAUGAAAACCAAUUUGCAGAACAAAUAAAUUAGAAGUAGCUAGGAAUCAAAAACUAAUGAUGUAAUGCAUGGUGAUUAACAUAACAUCAUAAAAUAAAAUAAAAUAAAAUAAAAAGUAGCUAGGAACAGAAUAGUCACAGCUGGAAAAUGAACUUACUGACAGAGCACAAGCUUCAGAUAGUCCCAGUGAGUGCAGAAGAAAAGGAAUGAAAGAUUGAAACAGGUAAAAAUGAUAGGUGUAGGAUUGGACUUCCUGGAGGUGGAGCUGAGCUAGGAGGAGUAUGGGCCUUCCGUUAUUUUGUUCAAGUUCCUCUUGGCAUCAUGUGUUUGGGUGCAGAGAAUUGACUACUUCAGAUAUCACUCAUAUGGAAAUAUGUAAGCACUGACAAAUUGGUGAAAAUGAAUGUUCAUGUUCUUCCUAGAAGAAUACCAAUGAGAUGAAAGUUAUAUUUAUAGCCUGAGGGACCAGGAAAAUUCCCCCUUUGGAGCAAUUUGUUUCCUGGCAUUGAUAUGAAACGCCCCUCCCCUACCAUGUGAUGAUUUCCUGUGCUCUGCUAGAACUGGUCUUUUGCUAAAUGUAAGUACUGACCUGCUGAUCUUAGAGCAAGCACUUUGCUGCUUUUCCUACCACCAGAAACCGCUGGGUAGGGCAGGUUAUAUGGAGAAAAAAUUCUGUGUGUGUAUGGGUCAGAUCUCUGUGGUUAAUCAUUUAUCUUUCCUACAUUUUAAGAAAUCUCUUAAGUCUGGGUGAUAGGUUAGCAUGAAAGAAGAGCAAACAGAUCUACUAACAUUUACUGUCAUUGACGAGGAAAGUGAACUUUUCAUUCUUUGCCCGCCAGCAAGUAUGCUGCUUUAGAAUCUUUACAUUGCAAAUUGCUGUGGGGAGUAGACCAUAGAGCAGAAGUGGGUUGCUGGAAUGGACUUGUCAUGAAUUAUUCAUUCACUAUGUAGUUCCUUGGAAAUCAGCUGGAGGAAAUAGUCCAGUUUGAUCCCAGGAGUGGUGUGCCAAGGGCUGCAGCAGGCCCUUACAAGUCCAGCUGCGAUGAUGUGUUUCUGCCGGCGGCUGUAGGGCGACAGCUGGUGCGCAGAUGAACCCAGGAACAUGUCGCUGGGGAGAGCUGCGCUGAGGACUCCCUGGUGCGUCUUGCUGGAAAAUGAAGCUUCAGAAUGAGAAGACUUUGGGACAUUCCAUGAGUCAUUCAAGUAACAUUUCUAAGGCUGGGGGUUCUUCGUUGGCGUCGGCUCCAGUGUCCGCCUUCCCUCGCUCUUCUGUCACACCGUCCAAUCAGGACAUCUGCAGUUCCAGUGCAGUGUGUUCUGAGUGUUGUCACCAAAGUCCCGUGCAGUCUGCUGUUGUCUUGAAAGCUCCUCCCUGCCAGAGUUCUCUGACACAAGGGCUCACUGUGACAGUUAUCUGUAAAGACACAUUGUCCAAGAGAAAUUCCUGUGGUUCAGAACGGGCCCAGGCCUCGAAGCCUGUUGACAAUACCAAAGCCAGAAGAACACUAAAGUUCUCAAAAUCCUUAAACGAUGUGGGCGAGAAGGCCCAGGAUACUGUGGAAAGUUUUGACUAUGUGGAAAGAACUUGCUCCGAAGGGAAACUGAUACUCCCUCCAGAUCCGGGUCUGAGAAUUAACAGGUUCCACCAGAAGGAAAAAAGAGCACUGCAUUGCAAACCUCUUGGCAAUUCCAAACAUUCUUGUGUUUCCUCCCUUUCUGCCAAUCGAUCAACUGCCUCAGAGGUGGAAGCCGGCAAGGGGGGCAUGCACGUCCCUCUUUUGGAGGAGAAAGCAGAUGGCGAAGCCAUGUCCCGGAGCCGGCGGCUGCUCCGGUACCUGUUCUCGCUCUCACACGGCUCGAGCGCCCGCAGCCCGCACAGGUUCCGUGAGCUGGAGAACUGUGCCGCCCGUCUGCACACCGCCAAGUCCUCCAGCGGGCUGGCAGGGAGCACGGGCUUCUGCUCGGAUGAGAUGGGAGACGACGAUGUCUUUGAGGACAGCACAUCUGCAAAGUGGAAAAGCAAGGUCCUGCGGGCGCCCCUCUGCUCAGUGGAGAAGGACAGUGACCUGGAUUGUCCUUCUCCCCCCUCUGAAAAAUGCCCCCCGAUCUCUCCUGUGUCCACGUCAGGGGAUGCCUGCAGGAUCUGCCACUGUGAAGGGGAUGACGAGAGCCCUCUGAUCACCCCCUGCCGCUGCACGGGGAGCCUGCACUUCGUGCACCAGACCUGCCUGCAGCAGUGGAUCAAGAGCUCCGACACGCGCUGCUGUGAGCUCUGCAAGUACGAGUUCAUCAUGGAGGUCAAGCUGAAGCCUUUGCGAAAAUGGGAGAAGUUGCAGAUGACGGCCAGUGAGCGCAGGAAGAUCAUGUGCUCAGUGACAUUCCAUGUCAUCGCCAUCACCUGUGUGGUCUGGUCCUUGUAUGUGCUCAUCGACCGUACCACCGAGGAGAUCAAACACGGACAGGCAACAGGAAUCCUAGAGUGGCCUUUUUGGACUAAACUGGUGGUUGUGGCCAUCGGCUUUACCGGCGGACUUCUUUUUAUGUAUGUUCAGUGCAAAGUGUAUGUACAAUUAUGGAAGAGACUCAAGGCUUAUAACAGAGUAAUCUAUGUUCAAAACUGUCCAGAAACAAGCAAAAAGAAUAUUUUCGAAAAAUCUGCACUAACAGAACCGAACUUUGAAAAUAAAGAUGGACAUGGAAUCUGUCAUUCUGACACAAACUCUUCUUGUUGGACAGAACCUGAAGACACUGGAACAGAAAUCGUUCAUGUCUGAUUUUGUGCAGGGGUUAGUUUUCCUGGACAUUGAAGAACAGCUGAAGGAAAUUGUUUACUGCCAAUUGUGUACCUUUUCUUACAUCCUUUAAUAGCAUAGACCAGGCAGGUGACUGUUUUAAUGGCUUCUCUUUUUCUAAGCCCUCCUUAGUGAAUCUCCGGAAAGCCCUCACAUUGGCCGUGCACGGCCGGGUUCCACUUCUGCCAGCAUUUCCACGGGAAGGGAGGUCCCCGUGAUGCCAUGUGAUGGGGAGCUGGCUGGGCUGUGGCCCAUGAGACGUUGAGCAGAAUGAGAGAAUAAAAUGCCCAACCCGAGGGAAGAGCAGGAGCAGGGUGGCACCCCGGCCUCUCCCGGUUGGCAGCAGCCCCCACCCUGGCGCGGAGUGUUUGGGACUGUCUAGCAGCCGUGAUGAGAGGAUUUCCCUCCUCACCAAGAAGAGCCCAGGAGCUGAGCCCGUCUGUUGACGCUGCUGCUGGCCGUUUUCCGGAGCAGACGGGGCUGUGGUACUCUGUGCCUGGUGGCGAGGGAUUCACUAAGCAAACAGCACUUUACAAAGAGAGAAUCUUUAUUUUGUAAUAUGUGUGUCCAGUGGGAUGGACAUUUAAAAGAACGUCUCAUUUAGAAGCCUUCCUUUCAUGAUCUCUUUUAUGUUAUAAUAGAUCUAAAACCCUUUUUGCCUUAUAUAUUCUAAAAAACCUGACAUCUGCUCUGUGUGCAUCAAAGGGACUUGUGGCUCUAAAGCAGGACAAACAGAUCUGAGGCUUUUUCCUAACAUUUCAUGGAAAUUAAUGGAUGCCAGAUGGCAAUUUGAGCCCAAUUCCUGUGGUUUCAAGCCUAUUUUAUAAGUCUAAAGACUGCCCCAAACACUUCUUUUUGGACAACACUGAAAAAGAAGGUUAUGUGAGAUCUAAAUGAAAGGAAGUGAGUAGUUAGAACAAAAAUGAGUAUUUAAAAUGACUCCUCUCCGGACAAAGCUCUCCAGUUUGUGCUGGCUUCACCAAAAGCAUAAGCGUGCGCUGCCCUGGUCGGGGGCUCGGACACCAGGGGUGCUCCUGGGUGCCUGCCGCCUUGGAUGGCCUCUGGUCCUGGGGAGGUCCUGUGGGUCACUGGCCCGGGCAGAGAGACAGACGGGCUGGCUCUGGGACAAAGGCCAAGAGUGAGCAGCAAACUGCCGGGGCCCACGGUCACUGCCCCCAGCCCCGCCUCUACCCGUGUAUAGCCUUAACUGGACUGGACAGAGAGGAUCCUUGUGAUCAGUUCAUUCUAUCAUCAGGGAUUAUCUCCUGUACCAUUUUCAUAAGACAAAACCAAAAUCACUACCAUCAAAUGGCCUUUGUCCCUUUAAAGUCUGCUUAAAAUUCUGUUUUUAAAAAUGAGUUUCGCUUCGCCAGGUAAAUAGGAGUUAACUCCAGGAAAAUAGGCCGGGAGGGUCCGCAGUAUCACAGGCAUGUGCCCAGGUACUUACUCUCCAGGUGACACUGCAUCUGUAGAGCCUCUUCUAAGGGGAAGGAUGCCUGGGGGUCCUGCCCUCAGUCCCCUGAGCCUUAGGUGCCUUGCCUGUCUUGUUAAGAGGAUGAAGCAAACACAAGACGAUCCCUUUGCCUUUCAGAGUAGAAGUGCUCUGGUUUGUCUGGAAAGCCAGGAGGAGGCUGAAGCGUGUCUGAGCUCUGGGGCAGGGUGCGUGGUAGCAGGCUUUGCCCUGCCGUCCCUUCGCAUGCGGUGUCUGAUUCGUCAGCAUCACGGACUCUGGUCUGAGGAGCUGCCCCACCCCACCGUGGCCUUCCUCUGGCUCGGCAGGCACCGUCCAGCCAUGGCCAGCCCCUGAAAAUAGGUCAGCCUGCUCUCUCUCUCCGUCUCCCAGGCCGCAUCCAGUCCGUGCCUGUGUUCACUGUGCCCCAAAGUGCAAUUACCCACACUCCUUCUCAGCCUGCGGACGCCAGGCAGCUACACGCUGUCUUCUCAGGGGAGCCGAGUCCUGGGCCAGCCCUGCCUGUGUCCCUUAGAGCUGCCCAGGCAAGGCCCCUUGGCCUUGCCCUCUUACAGCAGAUGAGUAGUCACGUGAAGACUGGGAUCGAUUUUUAAGUGGGAUUCCUUCCCCUCUCCCCGAUGGAACCCCUUAUGCUGAACUUGAAAGUCACUAAGACUUCUGCAGAGAGGAAAGCGUGCUUAGGUAGGGAUGGCCUCUGGGCAGCCCACCUCUCAUGGCUGGCACCCUCUGUGGCAAAGAUGCCUUUAUAACCAUGACUGCUGUGUUGCUCUCAUGUGAAACCCUCCCUUCUUUUCAGGAAGGCCUAACACCAUCUCACCACCUCCACCAAGCUCCUAAAAAAAAAGCCUUCUGCUUGGGGACGGUCCAUCCCACAUCCUUCUUUCCUCUCCUGGGUUGGCACACAGAUGCCCUCUUGCCUUUCUCUUUUCUCAUAGGUUCUAGUUGAGCACCUCUGACUCCAUCCUUAGUCCCGGCUCUAAUCUCUACCUCCCAGAGACAGACCCAGGAAGCCAGCAGCUCUGGAAAGGUGGUGCUGUGCUGUCAUCUAGUGGGGGCGGUGGGUCUGCCAGGGGUUCCUUUAGUCCAUAGGCAGCUUGCCUUCUAGUUUUUUUUGGGGGGUGGCGGUAUUUAUUCCCGUUUCCCCCUCAUUCUGCACGUGGCUUUGGUGGAGGACAACACUUGGCUGAACCAGAAACGUGGGAUGAGCUGGUGGGUCUCAGGGCCUGGAGGGUUGGUACUUGGGGGCCAGGCCAGGUGGGGAGGGAAGUGGCCUCGGGUGUUGCCAGCCAGCCCUCUCUGAUUUGGCCUCUAUUCCCUCAAAAGUUCGUUUGGCUCGAGCGCUUCUGACUUUGGCUGCCAGCAGGAAUUUGGUUUUUGUGCCUGAGUUGAUUUUAAGAAACCUGGAAACUCUCAAGCUGCGCUCCGGGCCUCUACUGUGUCCUCCUUUUCUGCCUCAUUCCACUCUUUUCAGUCUCCUGGGUCUAGUUCUCAACCUUGCUGGUAUGCCCUAUCUGGUUGCAGACGCAGGCCGCAGGCAGUGGGCCAGUCCCGGGGCUGCAGGUGGGGCCUGCACAGCUGGGGCUACGUCUGCUGCCUGGUGGGGGCGGGGGGGCUGUAGUGCUGGAGGCGGCCUGGGAACGACGGGGCCGAGGGCCGCGAUGCUGUGCGUUCGGCCUCAUGCAGAGAGAGACACUUCUUGAGUACUUUCUCUUUUGAAUCUGAUUUGAAAUAUGCAGCUUCCCUCUCCAGCCCAAGGAAAGACCGAAACAUAGGGAAAUAAAAACAUUUAUCUUUGUUUUGGACGUAAUUAAGUUGUGCAGCUAUUCACCUAUUUAGAUGCAGUGUUUAUAGAAAGCUGAUUGUUAAUAAAAACCAAAUUUACACUGG